Messenger RNA from Pocillopora meandrina, 752 nucleotides. NCBI's taxonomy places the organism in Eukaryota, Metazoa, Cnidaria, Anthozoa, Scleractinia, Pocilloporidae. The record is from the annotation of a GenBank genome assembly.
GCUCGAUACUUAAGACAAGAAGUUCGAGAAAAAGCCCAAGAUAUUAAAGAUGACCUUGGAGGGAAAGUAGAAUCUGCAGCCCAAGAAGUGCAGCGCUUAGGACAAGAAGUUCGAGAUGAAGCCCAAGACAUUAAAGACGAACUCGGAGGGAAAGUGGAAUCUGCAGUACAUGAAGUGCAGCGCUUGAGGCAAGAGCUGGGUAGCCGACCCGAUUCCUCAGCUGGAGGUCAGCUUGUUGAUUUUUUCUGUAUAUCUAUUACUAGUAAAGUAUUUUCCCUCUAACAUAGGCACUUGCAAAACGUAUCAGGGUUACCUGUACGGUGCACAUUGUGCACAUAUUUUGACAGAAACGGCUUCGUAUAUUUUUGAAGCAGAGAAAUGUCAAUUAUCCAUUGUUACUUAAUGACCACUCAUGAUAAUUGUCUGUUUUGCCUCUGUUGUAAAUUGAUAGUCACUGCAAUGACUCUCUUUCCCUUACAGUUAAAAUUCAAAUGCGGAUUGAUUGUGAGACCAUCCCAGACCCUCAUUCGCGACUUGAGACAUCAGGGACAUUGGUUACAGAUAGUCAGGGUACCCAAGCUUGUGAUGACGAGCUGGUAGUUACUAGAACGUCAGAAGGAAGACCUGGGGGCACACAGGAUAGCCAGGCAGGGAGCCGCGAGAUCGUAGUUAUUGGAAGUGAUGAACUACCCUCUUCACAAGGAGUUUUGAAUUUUAUUGCGCACAGGUACUUUCAGACAGUCAACACAACC